Vanessa atalanta (red admiral) is the source of this 1278-nucleotide messenger RNA. Its product is annotated as homeobox protein aristaless-like. The record is from RefSeq and is a predicted model, not a curated record. Gene Ontology annotation, molecular function: RNA polymerase II transcription regulatory region sequence-specific DNA binding; DNA-binding transcription factor activity, RNA polymerase II-specific. Bases 158 to 949 code for a protein of 263 amino acids. The transcript is spliced from 5 exons. Lineage: Eukaryota; Metazoa; Arthropoda; Insecta; Lepidoptera; Nymphalidae. Gene Ontology annotation, biological process: regulation of transcription by RNA polymerase II.
GUUUAUUAGCAGUAAAUUGUUCACUGUUAACACUUGUGACUUAAGGACUUUGACUUGACAAGUUUUAUUUGGUGUAUCAAGUGCUUUUAUAUAAACCAAUAGUCACCUCAUUAACCAGGUUACCCCAUAGCUUCUUACCAUUUACCAUUAUUAUACAAUGGGAGUGUCCGAUCCUAGUUCCUCAACCACCCCAGACCUGCCUCCUCAUGAUCAUGAACGUCCUGGAUCUGGUAGCGGGUUGGAUGAUGAAGACAUCCCCAGAAGGAAGCAGAGACGCUACAGAACAACUUUUACAAGUUAUCAGCUUGAUGAAUUGGAGAAAGCCUUUGGAAGAACUCAUUACCCUGAUGUUUUUACGAGGGAGGAACUGGCUCUGAAGAUCGGACUCACGGAAGCGAGAAUACAGGUAUGGUUCCAAAACCGGCGUGCGAAGUGGCGGAAGCAGGAAAAGGUGGGGCCACACGCGCAUCCAUAUAGCGGGUACUUGAGCGGUGGGCAACCAUUACCGACUCCAAGCAUGUCGGUACCGCCGCAUACGCUCAGCCAGUUAGGCUUCGGGCUAAGAAAACCUUUUGACAGUGCCUUAGCGUCCUUUAGGUACGCGAAUUCACCGCUAUUCGGCGCACAAUAUCUGCCGCCGCUGUCACGACUACCCCAUUUCGGAGCUCCACUGUACGCGACUUCUCCCGCUCACUUCCACUCCCUUUUCGCUAACCUCACAGUCCCCGAACCUCCACGCUUAUCGCCCGAACAAUCCCGACUAUCGCCCGAAGUCACCCGAUCGCCAGCUCCUUCAAUUUCUCCCCCGAUUUCACCUGGGAGUGAAACCUUACCUCCUUUAACGGAAGAUGUGAGGAGUUCGAGUAUAGCGGCUUUGAGAUUAGCGGCUCGGGAACACGAGCUACGAUUGGAGUUAUUAAGACAGAGAGCCGAUUUGAUCUGCCAAUAGUCAGGAAAACGGUGAAAUAUAUUCACAAGGUAAAAAUGUUUUGUAGGUGUCCCAUAACGGAAGUCAAAUUUUAGAUAUAUAACAUAUGUAACAUAGUCUCAAACGAAAGUAUGCCAGAUAUAUUUUUUCAUCACUAUGAGAACACACCAAUCAGCUUCUUAACGAAAGAAAAGAUAUGGCAACCAUGAACUAUUUGGAGCUACAUGCCUACUAAUGCAACGCUCAAUGCUGCCAACAUAAGGCAACAAAUAUUUCGCCUUUCAAAAGUUACGUUUACGACCUCCAUGGGACACCGUUAGAUGUUAUUAUUAAAAACAAACAUUGUAAGC